Molecule: messenger RNA, 2234 nt
Organism: Rhipicephalus microplus (southern cattle tick)
Lineage: Eukaryota; Metazoa; Arthropoda; Arachnida; Ixodida; Ixodidae
Product: FERRY endosomal RAB5 effector complex subunit 3
Cellular component (GO): cytoplasm
Source: RefSeq, a predicted model, not a curated record
AAACGCUGCCCGCCGAUGCCGCCAGAAAGUAACAGCGGAUCCAUGUUCAGAACAUGUUGAGUGAUAUGCUCAAAUGUAAAGAAACCAAUUCGCGAAUCGGCGCGGGCAUUUGCUAGUCCGUCUUCCGGAGGAACGACUCUGCAUCCCAUAAGACCCCGAAAAGAAAGAACAGCCCGCGAUGGCUGCAGCACCGCCGGCAGCCGAGCGUCAGUUCGCCUGGUGCGCGACGUACGCCAAGCGCGAGUUUAAAGUGCAGCGCGCAAUCCGCAUCCCCAACGAGCUUCCGCUGAAGGAGAUCGUCUUCCGAGUGAUGCAGGAAAACAAGCUGCCCUGCUACGUCGAAGACGAUUUGACGAAGAGCCUUGAAGACUUUGUCUCUCGGGAGACCGAGCUCUUUUACGACGACGCCGCGACGGAAGCGAUCGAGAAGUUCCGCAAGAACGGAGACGUGGCGACUUUGGCGGAGCGCUGGGCGCGUGCCUUCCGGGAGGAACACCUGUGCUACGCGAGUCCUGAAGAGGAGACGCCAGACAGCAAGUUCCCCACGAUGUACCACACGCUCAUACACUCGCCGGCACUGGACACCAUGCUCAACCUGGAGCACAGCUAUGCACUGGCUGUCGGCGACAUGGUGCGAGAACGGGAUCAAACCCUGAAUAACUUGCAGAAGAGGCAAACGCACGAAAUGGAACGCUGUGUGCAACAAGUUGGGCUUGGCCUCACUGAUCGCGACAUCAAUGACAUUGCGGCAAGGCACUUCGAAGAAACCCAAAGAGUGUCUGACCAGUGGGGCAGCCGCAUAGACUCGCUGAAGGAGACCCAGAAGAAAGAGUUUCACGAGUGGGUUCGCACGGUCUACGAGGACUACAUCGUCUCCAAGGGAGGCCGUGGGUUUGGGGAACGCAUGCGAGCUGCAUCAAAGUCGUUGGCGGGGCACGAUGUGCAGAAUUGGACGCCGCCUCCUCCUCGGCCCUCGGAGAGUUUUACGAUUCACUUGGGCUCUCAACUGAAGGUUAUGCACAACCUGAGACUGCUGUCUGCAAACAUCCUUGACCUCUGCCGGCAUGUCACAUACGGCAUGGGGGUUCCGGCACCACAGAGGUUGCAGAUGGCCAUGUCACUAUACUCCAACAGCCUCUCUGGCAUUGUCCUGCUGGUCGACAACCGCAUCAAUUCUUACGUUGGCAUCAAGAGAGACUUUGCAGCCAUUUGCCACGAAUCAACAGAGCUGCACUUUCCGGACUUGGACGAACAGCUGGAGACCAUCCGAGCCAAAGCCCGCGAGGCGAGCGAGGUCCGGGCCGCGGCCAGUCUGUCCGGGUCCGAUGGCAGUUCAAGCCAUUCCAGCCGUCGUUCGAGCUUUUCAGGACAGGACUCAUCGGCUCAGGGGGCAAGCCCAACGUUGCAGACGGGCGAUUUUUACGUCACGCGCCAUUCGAACCUGUCCGAGGCGCAUGUCGUGUUCCAUGUCGUCAGCGACGACUCGUUGCGGCUGCCGGACGUCAGCUCGCGCCACCCCAUUAUCUUGGGAUUGCGCAAUGUGCUUCGGGUGGCGCACGAGCGUGACAUCUGCAACGUGACUCUGCCACUGCUGCUCGUCCACGAACUGUCUGAAGAAAUGACGAUACCUUGGUGCUUGAAGCGAGCCGAGCUGGUGUUCAAGUGUAUAAAGGGAUUCAUGAUUGAGAUGGCUUCGCUGGUUGGCGAGGAGACGCGAACAGUCCAGUUCCUCGUGCCCCAGGGAAUUUCGGAGGACCUCUUUGCCAGCCUUUCCACAAUGCUGUCGACAAUUUUUCGAGUAUCCAACCCGCUCGUUCUGAAGUGACGCAUUUUGGCGACGUAUGAGCGCCUCGAAGAUCAUGAGAGAAAGAUGCUCUUGUACAACAGCAUAAUUUUUGGACGGUAUGACCGGCACUGUCACGACUGACGCGUCCCUAGCGCCCACCUUGACGGGCACACGAGAAGCAACAUGUGACAAAUUACCUCAACGACAUCAAAUGCAUCAUUGCAAAAGCAACUGUACUUUUGUGAAGGGCGUUUAAAUAUCCGGCGGUCUAUUAUGACGGGGACUGCCACUACAUUAAUCAUCUACAAACAGUCCCGUUCCUCGCCAGAAACGUUCCGGUGCUUUUCGUAACAUACUCAUUAUUGUGAUAUGUUCAACAAAAGGUGUGCUGUUUGCACCUAAUGCUGUGAUCAACGCUAUGCGUUAUUAAAACAUUUUGCAACUUUGA